Aethina tumida (small hive beetle) is the source of this 8348-nucleotide messenger RNA. RefSeq lists its product as uncharacterized. Gene Ontology annotation, cellular component: membrane. Lineage: Eukaryota; Metazoa; Arthropoda; Insecta; Coleoptera; Nitidulidae. The transcript is spliced from 30 exons. Gene Ontology annotation, biological process: transmembrane transport. The record is from RefSeq and is a predicted model, not a curated record. Bases 221 to 8236 code for a protein of 2671 amino acids. Gene Ontology annotation, molecular function: ATP binding; ATP hydrolysis activity; ABC-type transporter activity.
CUCGGAAUAGUCUAUAAUGUUUCCAUUUAAGAGUUCAAGCAAAAUUAACAGGAGCAGUGGUUUUAUCCCAUCACUUGUGAUAGUGAACUUGACUGAUUUUAUUUUAGUGGUUUUACUGUCUUAAUGCUCAUAGUUUAUGAAUUACAUAGGGCAACUAACUUGAAUUGAAAUCAGCUGUGAACUAAAACAAAGUUGAAUCGAUCUCAAAUGACAACUAAAAAUGGAUGGAACCAAAGAAGAACAAACCAACGAUAAUCCAAGAAAUGGUGCUAAUCCAUUUUCUAUUUUGUUUUUUACUUAUACGUACGACAUCUUCAAAAAGGGAUAUGGAAAGACUAUGUACGCAGAUGAUCUCUACGCCCCAAUAUCAGCAGAUAAAAGUAAAUGUCUUGGAGAUAGGCUUGAGAGAAAAUGGAUGAGACAUGUGGAGUCUUGCAAAGCCCGAAACAAAGUUCCUAACUUAAUCAAAGUUUUGAUAUCAACUUUUUGGCCUGAAUACUUAUACUUAGGAUUUUUGCUCAGUUUCAUGGACAUAUUCAUGAAGCUAAGCCAACCCAUAAUGUUGGGGUUGUUACUUGAUUAUUUCCAACCUAAUUCCACCACCACCAAAGAAGAAGCCUUCUGGUAUGCAGGAGGUGUGGUAGCUCUUAAUGGUAUGGUUGUUUUGUUAAACAAUCAAUUUUUAAUGAACGCCUUUCAUUAUGGAAUGAAAAUAAGGGCCGCUUGUUGUGCUUUGAUUUACAGGAAGGCUCUAAGAUUAAGUAAAACGGCCUUAGGGGACACAGCUUCAGGCAAAAUAGUAAAUUUAAUAUCCGGCGACGUAAGCAGAUUUGAGCUGGUGUCAGUGGUGAUACACCACAUGUGGGUGGCUCCCACAUCCGCCAUAGUCACCCUCUACAUCCUGUACCUUAAAGCUGGAUACGCUGGAGUAUUGGGAAUAAUACCUUUCUUCAUCAUAGUCCCCUUACAAAGUUACACCGGAAAACUGUCGGCCAUUUACAGAAAACAAACGGCCCUUAAGACUGACGAACGUAUCCGACUAAUGGAUGAAAUCGUUUCUGGUGUGCAGGUUAUUAAAAUGUACGCCUGGGAGAAACCCUUUUCGAAGCUCAUCAACUGGUCCAGAAGAGCUGAACUCAAAAUUGUAACCAAGUCGUCUUACGUUCGUGGCUUAUACAUGGCCUUCAAUCUGUUUACUACCAGAAUAUCUUUGUUUUGCACCUUGGUAACCAUGGCGUUGACUGACCAGCCCAUCACCCCUGGAAAGGUGUUCGUCAUAGUGGCCUUUUUCAACCUAAUAUCCCAGUCCAUGUCAUCAAUGUUCGUCAGAGGAAUUGCGGAACUGUCUGAAGCAUUUGUGAGCAUCAGACGACUUCAAGAUUUCAUGUUGAACGAAGAGUGCCAUCCUAAAGCAAAACCCGAAAGCCAAGAAGUGCAAGAAAACAUGAUCCAACUGAAAAACGCCACAGUAAAAUGGAAUCCCAGUUCUUCAGACGUUGCCUUAAACAAAAUCAACGUAACGGUGGGCAAAGGGAAGUUACUGGGAAUUAUUGGGCCUGUGGGAAGUGGUAAGAGUACCCUUCUGCAGACACUUCUGGGUGAACUCAACGUGAACGAGGGAACAAUGAACGUGAACGGGAAUGUAUCGUAUGCUUCUCAGGAGCCCUGGAUUUUUGGGGCAACUCUGAGGCAAAACAUUUUAUUUGGGAGCGAGUACAAUAAAAAGAGGUACAGCGAAGUGGUGCACGCCUGUGCAUUAGAAAAAGAUUUCAAGCAGUUUCCUGAUGGCGACCUGGCAAUUGUUGGUGACAGAGGAGCUUCUCUAAGUGGAGGACAAAAGGCUCGUAUUAAUCUGGCUAGAGCUGUGUACAGAGAGGCUGAUAUUUAUCUCCUUGACGAUCCUCUAUCAGCUGUUGAUGUACACGUUUCCAAACAUCUUUACGACAAAUGCAUCAACGGAUAUUUAAAAAAGAAAACACGUGUUUUGGUCACACAUCAAGUACACCAUUUGAAAAACGCCGAUCAUAUUAUUAUUCUCAAAAAUGGCUCCAUAGAAGAAGAAGGAUCAUAUUCAUUACUGUGCCAAAGUCAAAAUUUGUAUGCCAAACUUCUUACAACUGAGCCAGAGAAAGAAGAGGAAGAAAAAUUGAAGGACCCCACAAGAAUCUCCAGAAGGAUGUCCGUCUCUAGGAGCAGGAAAUCUUCUAUGGCUAGUGCAGUGAGUGAGCUAAGCCUAACUGACAGUAUCAUGAUGGAAGAGUUCCACGACGAAGAAGUUGAAGAAAAAACUCACAAAGACCUCCAAGAAGAGUCGUCCAAAGGCAAAGUUAAAGGAUCGUUAUUGUGGCAGUACUUAAGAGCAGGAGGCAAUUUAUGUUAUGUCCUCUGUGUGAUCCUGUUAUUUUUAAUGGCACAAGCCACAGCAAGUUCCGUUGAUUACUUCGUGAACUUCUGGGUGAAUAUUGAGGACACCAGGAAUAAAACGUUUAGAAAUUCAACCUUGGGAGUUUCUAUUGAAGUAAAGGAAUUAUGGAGUAGAGACCUUUGCAUUUAUGUUUAUACGAGUUUAAUUAUUUUAUUAUUUGUUACUGCACUGACCAGAUCCAUGAUGUUUUACAAACUUGCAAUGAACAGCUCCCAGAACCUGCACGAAUCAAUUUUCAAUCAUGUUAUUACUGCCACAAUGAGAUUCUUCGACACAAACUCUAGUGGAAGGAUUCUAAACAGAUUUUCAAAAGACAUCUGCCAAAUUGACGAGUUUUUGCCUAAAUUACUGUUAGAUUCCGGACAAAUUUUGCUAUUAAUGGUGGGAACAUUCGUUUUGGUCACAAUUAUUAACCCAUAUUUUAUUAUUUUGGUCGGCAUUAUAUCAAUAUUUUUCGUCAUUAUGAGGCACAUCUUCUUGAGGUCAUCGAAAAACAUCAAACGAUUGGAGGGAAUAAUGAGAAGUCCCGUUUUUACUCAUUUAAACACAACGUUACAAGGUUUAACAACAAUCAGGGCGUUUGAAGCUCAGAAAAUUUUAAGAGACGAAUUUGACAAGCAUCAGGAUUACCAUUCAGGAGCCUGGUUUAUGUACGUUGCUGCAACAUCCGCCUUUGGAUUUUAUUUGGACGUACUGUGCUUCAUUUUCAUCGUGCUGGUGACGUUCAGCUUUUUAACUUUCGGAGAAGAAUUCGGACUGAGUGGUGCCAAAGUGGGUCUAGCAAUUACUCAAGCUAUGACCUUAACAAGCUUUGUGCAAUGGGGAAUUCGACAAUCCACUGAAGCAGCCAAUCAAUUAAUGUCAGUUGAGAGAAUUUUGGAAUAUAAUGUUUUGCCCAAAGAGCCUCAACCAGCAAUUCCGAAGACACCACCUAAGAAUUGGCCCAAUAAAGGGUCGAUUAUGUUUAAAGACAUGGGGCUGCGUUACGACGACAUGGAGCCUUUGGUGCUCAAGAACUUAAAUCUGCAAAUCAGUCCUAAGGAAAAGGUGGGAAUUGUUGGGAGAACUGGGGCUGGAAAAUCAUCUUUGAUAUCUGCGUUGUUCCGGCUGGCCAAAAUUGAGGGGGAGAUUCAAAUUGACGAUAUUAACACUAAGGAUAUAACCUUGCAAGACCUGAGGUCGAAAAUUUCUAUAAUCCCUCAAGAUCCCGUAUUAUUCUCCGGAACCUUACGUUACAACUUGGACCCGUUCGAGGAAUAUUCAGACGACGUUUUGUACAGGGCGAUAAAUGAAGUCGAGUUGAAGGACCCGGACAACAUAAUAAAUCGUUUGGAGAACCGUGUGAUGGACAGAGGAUCAAAUUACAGCGUCGGCCAAAGGCAAUUAAUUUGCCUCGCAAGAGCCAUAGUGCGCAACAACAAAAUACUAAUGUUGGACGAAGCUACAGCCAACGUAGACCCACAGACUGAUGCGUUGAUUCAAAAAACAAUUCGUCAAAAAUUCGCCGACUGUACGGUACUCACCGUAGCCCACAGAUUGAACACCAUAAUGGAUUCGGACAAGGUUCUAGUGAUGGAAAGUGGUAAAAUGGUGGAGUUCGACCAUCCGCACAUGCUUUUGCAAAAUCAAAACGGCGUGUUUUACAAAAUGGUCCAGGAAACUGGUAAAAGCAUGUCGGAACAACUGAGAAAAGUGGCCUUCAUGAGUUAUCAACGACAGAAAUCCGUCCCUGAGAAACACAAGUUCAAAGUGGGUCGUUUCCAUAUUAAACAUGUGGAUCCAGAAGUGGACGUCGAGACCAUGGACGCCGGAAUCACCCUCAAGAGGGACAACCCCUACAGGAAGGCGGGGUGUUUCUCCAAAGUACUAUUUUUAUGGAUGGCAGGAUUGUUUUACAAGGGUUCCAAAAAGGGUUUGGAGGUGAAGGAUCUGUAUAAAACAAUGGAUUCAGACAGAUCAAACAAACUGGGAGAUACUCUGGAAAAAAAUUGGGAAGAAGAAAUAGUUAGAGCCAAAAAAGCCAACACUAAACCAAGUUUACUGAGAGCUUUAACUAGAACGUACUUAAAAAAGUACAUGAUUUAUGGUGGUGGCCUUUUUAUUUUAUACGUGGUACUUAGACCGUACCAACCAGUUGUCCUGGCUCAGUUAAUUAGACUGUUCUCAGAAGAAAAAGGUCCAGAAACCCAAAAGUUGAUGUACAUUUAUGCAAGUGCUUUGGUAGGAUUAUCAAUUUUAAUGGUUUUCGCCCUUCAUCACAUAAGUUUCGGCCAAACUUCCAUUGGUAUGAGAAUAAGAAUUGGAAUCACAUCUCUAAUAUAUAGAAAGCUAAUGCGUUUAAACAAAACAUCCCUAGGAAACACUGCCGCAGGUCAGGUGGUAAAUUUGUUGUCCAACGACGUUAAUCGAUUCGAUCUGGUCAUCAUUCAGCUCCACUAUUUAUGGAUCAUGCCUUUCCAAGUCGCUUUAGUUACAUAUUACAUCUGGCAGGAAGUUGGAAUAUCCACUUUAGCAGGCGUCUUAAGUAUGGCCUGCCUCACUUUGCCUGUACAAGGAUACUUGGGUAAAUUGGCAUCAACUCUUCGAAUGCAAAUCGCCAAAAGAACAGACAAAAGGGUGAUGCUCAUGAACGAAGUCAUCCAAGGAAUACAAGUGAUAAAAAUGUACGCGUGGGAGAGACCCUUCGAAAAGCUGAUCCACCUGGCACGGAAAAGGGAAAUCAGCUCCCUAACCAAGUCGGCGUACUUACAGGGUGUCUACUUGAGUUGCAUGGUCUUCAUAGAAAGGACCACCCUGUACUUAACAUGCGUGUGCUACGUUUUACUCGGCAACGUCAUAACGGCCGACAGGGUGUUCUCCAUGGCUCAGUUUUUUAACAUGCUCCAGCUGGCCAUGGCCAUAUUUUAUCCCAUGGCUAUUUCGUACGGUGCGGAGACUUUGGUGGCCAUUAAACGGUUGGAGGACUUUUUGUUCUUGGAGGAAAAAGAGGACGCUAACAUUGACUACAGUGAUGAUGGAAACAUCAGGGUCAGUAAGGUGGAUGCUGAAUGGGUGUCUGGUACCAAAGUGGUGGAUAAUUUGAGCUUCACGGUGCCGAAAGGAAAGCUUUGUGCGAUUAUUGGGCCUGUUGGGUCUGGGAAGAGUACUAUUUUGCAACUGCUUUUAGGAGAGUUAGUACCCAACACGGGGAAGAUAUCAAUUGGUGGGGAAAUAUCAUAUUCAUCACAAGAAGCUUGGUUGUUCUCUUCGACAGUUAGGAAUAAUAUACUUUUUGGCCAAGAGUACAAUCAUUUAAGGUACAAGAAAAUCGUUAAGGUGUGUGCCCUCGAAAAAGACUUCCAACAAUUCCCUCAAGGAGACAAGACCAUGGUGGGAGAAAGAGGUGUAUCACUAAGUGGUGGACAAAGAGCCAGAAUAAAUCUUGCCAGAGCAAUUUACAGAGAAGCUGACAUCUACAUACUAGACGAUCCACUUUCAGCUGUCGACACCCACGUUGGAAGACACUUAUUUGAUGAGUGCAUCAGUAAAUAUUUAAGCGACAAAACCAGAGUCCUCAUAACUCACCAACUUCAGUAUUUAAAAACUGCUGAUCACAUCAUUGUUCUUGACGAGGGAAAAAUUGCUGCUCAAGGAACGUUUGCUGAAUUGUCUGAAAGCAACUUGGACUUUACCAAAAUGUUAAUAGCUUCAGACGAACAAAGUGAUGAGAAAGAAGAAGAGUCCUUCGAGGAACAGUCCAGGUCAACACCUACAAAAUUAUCCAGAAAAGGAUCCACAAUUUCAUGUCUGAGCUACAUAUCAGACAACAUGGAAAAUGAAGUAAACACCGAAUCAAAGAUAGGAGAUGAAGAAGAAAUUGUAACUGAUAUGGCACCAUUCAAAGAGUACUUCAGAUCUUCUAAAAGUUACUGCAUGUUGGGGACACUUAUUUGUGUCCUAAUUUUGGGACAAGCUUGUUGUACUGGAGCUGACUACUGGAUAACUUUCUGGACUCAAGAAGAAGCUGUACGCCAUUCCAACGACAGUGUGCUGAAAUCAGAACUCGACAUACAAUAUGUGAAUUCAUCACAAGUCACUAAUACAACAAGUGAACUAGAAUAUAUUACCGAAGAAAUCUCCUCAUUCUUCGAUAGUCUCUUUGACACAUUCAUCAACGAUAACAAAGAAGAAAGGAUAAUCAAAACAAACUCAGCCAUCUAUAUUUAUACAAUAUUGAUUGUUGGAGCUAUAUUAUUCACCCUGAUGAGAUCUUUCUUGUUCUUCAAACUGGCUAUGAAGUGCUCCAAAAACCUGCACAAACGCAUGUUCCAUUGCCUACUUCAGGCACCUAUGAGAUUCUUCGACACCAACCCCAGUGGACGAGUCCUUAAUAGAUUUUCUAAAGACAUGGGGGCAAUCGACGAAUUACUACCCAGAGUCAUGAUUGAAGCUAUACAAAUAACUCUAGUUAUGGCCGGUAUUUUGGUCAUGGUAUCUGUAUCCCAACCCUACAUCAUUAUUGCCAUGGUUGUGCUGGGAGCAGUCUUCAUCUUAUUAAGGAAUUGGUACAUCUCAACUGCCAAAGCCAUAAAACACAUCGAGGGAAUAACUAAAUCCCCGAUGUUCUCCCACGUUAAUUCAAGCUUAAACGGUCUCACUACUAUCAGGGCUUCGAAAGCUGAGACGUCUUUAAUUGGAGAAUUUGAUCAUCACCAAGACGUUCACACCUCGUCCUGGUUUUUGACUAUCACUUGCGUUGUAUCCUUUGGUCUUUGGCUUGAUUUGAUUUGUGUUGUGUUUGUGGCCUGUGUCACUUACAGUUUCGUGGUUUUCUCCCACUUCAGUGAAGUUAAUGGCAGUUUGGUUGGUUUGGCAAUUUCGCAGUCAUUAAUUCUUACUGGUAUGCUGCAAUACGGAAUGAGACAAACUGCAGAAGUCAUCAAUCAAUUAACAAGCGUGGAAAGAGUUCUACACUAUACCAAACUUGAUACUGAAAAACCGUUUGAAACAGAAGAGGGAAAAAUGCCUGUGUUACCUUGGCCAAGAGAAGGCUUAAUCGAAUUCAAACAUCUCUUCUUAAAAUAUGUCGCCACUGAUCCUCCUGUACUUAAAGACUUGAACAUAGUCAUAAACCCCGGUGAAAAAAUUGGCAUAGUUGGAAGAACUGGCGCAGGAAAAUCCUCAUUGAUAUCAGCCUUGUUCAGACUGGCACCUACUGAAGGUAGCUUGUGUAUAGAUGGGGUGGACACUAAGGACCUAGGACUUAGGGAUUUGAGGAAAAGAAUUUCUAUCAUCCCACAAGAACCGGUAUUGUUCUCUGAAACACUCAGAUACAACCUGGAUCCUUUUGGAGAAUACGAAGACGACAAAUUAUGGAAAGCUCUAGAAGCCGUCGAGUUAAAGGACAUAGCCAAUUCGUUGGACUUCCAAGUUUCAGAAGGUGGCAGCAAUUUCAGUUUAGGUCAAAGGCAAUUAAUUUGUUUAGCCAGAGCCAUCAUUAGAAACAACAGAGUUCUGGUACUUGAUGAGGCCACCGCCAAUGUUGACCCACAGACUGACUUUUUAAUUCAAAAAACAAUUAGAAGCAAAUUUAAGAACUGUACAGUGUUAACAAUAGCCCACAGACUUAACACCAUCAUGGAUUCUGACAAAGUGUUAGUUAUGGAGGCUGGUAGAAUGGUCGAAUUCGACCAUCCUCACAUUCUCUUACAAAAUCCCGAUGGUCACUUCCAUAAAAUGGUACUAGAAACCGGACCAUCGAUGACCUUAACACUGAAAGAUGUCGCUCUGGAAGCGUAUCAGAAUACUGUGGGGGCCGUAGAACAUUUAUAAAAUUUGUUUCUAUUUAAUUUUUAACAUUAGUAUUGAAUGUUUUUGUUUAUAAGUAUUGUAAAUUUGUUUGUAUUUAAAUCCUUUAGUACUAAAGAUUUUUAUUAUAAGCGCA